AACUGUAACUUCUUUCCCCAUGUAGCAAGCAAGGGAAAUGGUACUGGAGAUCAUCCGAGAGAAAGAUCAGGCAGACUUCCGAGGCGUACGCAAUGAUUUCAGUUCUAGAAUGGGAGGAGGCAGCAUAGAGGUCUCUGUGCCCAGGUUUGCUGUUGGAAUUGUGAUAGGAAGAAAUGGAGAAAUGAUCAAAAAGAUUCAAAAUGAUGCUGGAGUUAGGAUUCAAUUUAAACCAGAUGAUGGGAUUAGUCCUGAAAGAGUCGCACAGGUCAUGGGUCUUCCUGAUAGGUGUCAACAUGCAGCACACAUCAUCAACGAGCUUAUCCUCACGGCACAGGAACGAGAUGGCUUUGGAAGCUUGGCUGUCACUCGGGGAAGAGGUCGUGGCCGUGGGGACUGGAGCGUUGGAACCCCUGGGGGCAUGCAGGAAAUAACCUACACGGUGCCAGCUGAUAAGUGUGGUCUUGUUAUAGGCAAAGGUGGUGAGAACAUCAAGAGCAUAAAUCAACAGUCAGGAGCCCACGUGGAGCUCCAGAGAAACCCACCUCCAAACACAGACCCUGGUGUACGAAUAUUCACAAUCAGAGGAAUUCCCCAACAGAUUGAGCUCGCUAGACAUCUCAUAGAUGAGAAAGUUGGUGGUACCAGCAUGGGAGGACCUGGAGGAUUUGGUCAAAGUCCGUUCAGCCAAGCACCUGCCACACCUCAUCAAAAUGGUCCUCAGGCGUUCAUGACGCAGGGUUGGGGCAGUACCUACCAGACGUGGCAGCAGCCUGGACAGCAAGUCCCAAGCCAACAGAGCCAGCAGCAGAACAGCCAUCCCGAUUACAGCAAAGCAUGGGAGGAGUAUUACAAAAAACAGAGUCAUGCUGCCAGUGCUGCUUCUCAGGCGAGUUCCCAGCCGGACUACACGAUGGCUUGGGCAGAGUAUUACAGACAGCAGGCUGCCUACUACGGGCAGACACUAGGGCAGGCUCAGGCCCACAGCCAGGAGCAGUAGAACAAGGUCCUUGCGGCAAUUUUUUUUUCUUGGAAUCAUUGUGGAAGAAAACCUUUUUGUAACAGAGGUUUCUAGAUUUGCAACAUUUUGAUGAAGACUUUUCUGUUUGUUUGUGAAACACUAGUUGUAGGAUAAUCUAUACUGAACUUUUCUAAGAAUCAGGAACAAUUAGUAAUGUACUAAACUCAUGGACAUGCUGGUAAUUUUGUUUCCAAAUUUGUAAAAA
This is a messenger RNA of Tinamus guttatus (white-throated tinamou), 1223 nucleotides long. NCBI's taxonomy places the organism in Eukaryota, Metazoa, Chordata, Aves, Tinamiformes, Tinamidae. The record is from RefSeq and is a predicted model, not a curated record.